CCCGUGACUUCUUAAUGCAAGGAGCCUAUUAAUCUCAGAAUUAAUCUAUUUUCCGUUCUGUUGUUCUUUUAGUUCAGCUGUAGGAGUUCUUAACAGAAGACGAUCGCCAAGGGCAGUUUCGUGGGAAAUCAUUAGGACCGACGUCCCGCGUGACGCAAAGAAUCUUCAAAAUUAUUUCGUAAUGUUGCACCGAAGUCAAAGCGACGCUAGCUGAAGAGUCAACAGUCGGUAGCUCGCAAUGGCUGGAUUGGAUGGAAGCGUUCUUUUGACAGGGUCCAAGUUGGCCGACAUUCUGAGAGAUAAUCCAGAGUUUAUAGAGCAGUUGAGUCUGUGCUUGGACCGGGAUAUGAGAUUAGCACCUAAUUGGAAACAUUUAGCAUCAAAACUGGAAGUUCACGUGGAUAUCAUCAGACGACUAGAACAGUACAGUGACUUCAGUCCUACCAUUCGAUUGUUUGAUUUUCUUGAAAUCUCGAAACCAGAUUUGACGAUUAAAGAACUGAAGGAAACCAUGUUGGAGAUUGGGAGAAACGACCUAUUCAGUUUACUGACUACAAAAGGUGAUUGCACAGACUCUAAGAAAGUUGUUGACGUAAUCACUUCACGAAGUAUUGAAGCUCCAUUACCCAGAGCUGGUCUUUUGGACGAACUUGCCUUGGCACUGGAUAAAAAGUCACUGGUCUUGUCAAACUGGUUUACCUUGGCGUUAAAACUGGGCGUGCCAAGAAAGACAUGCUGGACGUUUGAAAGACAAUCUAACGAAAAUCCGACCGGCCGACUGUUCCAGUAUUUGGCCACCAGUCGCCCGCAGCUGACUCUUAAAAGUUUGACGGAAGCUCUCGAUUCCAUUGAGAGAAGAGAUCUAAUGAACUUUUUUAAAAAAGAGAAAGUAGAUGAUGACGUAUUACUUAAGGAUCUCAUUACCCCUGGAUCGGAAUUCUUAGAGAGGAUAUCGCAAGAUCUUAAUCGAGAUGACAACAUCGGCGUCAAAAACUGUGUACAUCUGGCCUGUCAGUUUGAAGUACCAGCUGACGUGCGUCGAGAGUUAUCUGAUAUCAAACAAAGGAGGAAAAGUCCUACCAAAGAGAUCUUAGAAUGGGUGGCCGCUCGAUUCCCUGAAAAAACCCUAAGUUAUGUAGCAAAGGCGCUUGAUGAGAUCCAGCGAAAUGACGCCAUACAGAUAAUAUCAAGGCAUUUUCCAGACGCAAUUGACUCAGUUUUACAAGAGUUUGAGUGUUCAAUUCGGAGCAGCUUAAGCAUACCAGAUCCAAAACAUCAAUCUAGCUCCAGGAAAGAAAAGCGUAGUUCCCCUCCUACGCAUGUUGCAGAAGUACAGGAACAAUCUGGUCCCUUUCAAUGCUUGCCAGAGCGAAUACAUUUAGUGGGUCGCAGUGAUAUUUGUGAUGAAAUUAUCAGCGCCCUGUCUUCAAACGAGGCUGUUGAAAUUGUCGGACCGCCUGGCUAUGGAAAAACGUCGGUGGUAAUAGAGGUCGCUCAUCGGAUGAUCGGAAAAGAAAAAACAAUCGCCUACGUGAAAUCACGAGGUUCCAGUUGUGUUGAGGACUUGGAAGGAAAAAUAAUCGAGGCUUUGGGGUUCCAUCCCGGUGAGAACACAAUGACUGAAGUGUUUCGUCGCAUAUCUUCCUUGAAUAAGAAGAGGUUGCUGUUAAUUAUCGAGAACAUCGACAACUUGCUACAUCUUGAGGAUCAAGUUGGCAACGAUAAAAGUGAAGAGUUAAAAUCCACGAAUUACAGCACCAAAGUGUGUGGAAGAUAUAUGAAGAACGAUUUUCUGAUGUUUUUUAAAGACUUGGGCCAAAGGCCAAAUGUUCAACUUCUCCUGACAUCAAGAGAAAGCUAUGAUUUUAGUGUGUAUUUCCCAGUUAAACUGAUUGAUUUAGAACCUCUUAAUGACAAGGAUUCAGCUUCCAUGUUUGCAAUGUGUGACGACAGUCUCGAGGAAGGCCUGAUCGAAGAUCUUGUUGGAGUUUGUGGUGGUAUUCCCCUGCUAAUCUGCGUAGUAAUCGCAAUUCUAAAGAGAGAAAAUCCCCAGGAAGCGGCCCGAAGACUUUCCACAUCCUCACCAAGUUCUCUUGCUAGAGAACUAGACGCUGAUUUUCUAGCCAAUGAGGAUCGCAUUCACAAGUGUCUUCAAAUUUGUUUUGAUCGCUUGAGUCAAGGAAACCAGAAGAUUCUCGUUAUGUCCUCCACAUUUCCGUGCACAUUCACUCCAGAGCAAAUCCAAGCAGUCUUUAAGUCAUCAGUCGAAAGUGAUUUGCAAACGUGUCUGAAUUCCCUUAAGCAAACUGACUUUGUUCGCUUCGACAGAACAAGAUGUGUCUUCUCUCUUCAUCCUUUCAUAAAAGAUUUUUGCUCACUUAAGCCGGGUCAUACAGAAGCCAAAUCAACUUUCAUUCGUCAUUACAGUGACUUGGCUGUUACUCUUUGCAAAACUUUCUUAAGUAAAGAUUGGAAGUUAGCAAUUGAUUGCUAUAGAUUUGAAAAGGACAACUUUCGAGAAGCCAUGGCUUGGUGUAUAGACGAUCAUCCUGAGCUUCACCAAUCCGUAAGGGAGCAAUGCACUAAGGCCUUCAACAAGGCAGCUGUAUUUCUUGCGAAAGUGAUGAGCAAACAAGAGUUUCAGUCGCUCUUUUGCAAGCUUGUGUAUCUUUGCCGCUUUGACAUGCAUCUCCACAGUGCUUGCUUGACGAACAUCGGAAUGCAAAUAGUUUUAAGCUGCACAUGUACCCCUCACAUCUGUCCAAGAGCCUUGAGUAAAGCAAAGGAACAUUUGACUGAGGCAAAUGACAUUCAUUCCACACUAACGAACGCUAAGGACACCACUCGUGCCCAAUGCUUGAGCAAGCUAGGAUUCUGUUAUGUUCACGAGGGCCGCGUUCAAGAGGGUUUUGAUUACAUCGCCACUGCUUUGAAGUUGCGAACGGAAGAAGCAAAGGAAUUCAAGAAGAGCAAAGACGAAGUCAUGUUGGCUGAUUGUUUUAAUGAUUUGGCUGCUUCUCAAAUGGUGCAGAGAAGGCAUAUGCUGGCUAUCCAGAUAAGGCUGCUAUAUGUGCUUCCUGUUUAUGAAACGAACCUCGGUGACCACCCGUUUACGGCUACAACACUCAAUUCGAUUGGUAACAGCUACCACGCUUUGGGUGACUACGACAACGCUAUUAAACAUAUCAGUAAAUCAGUAGAGAUACGAAGACAACUUUUGGGGCAUCGUCAGGAAACUGCGGGGUCUCUACAUGAUCUAGGUGUGGCUUACAGCGCGAAACAAGACUUUGAAACAGCCCUGGAAUACCUAUACGAAGCAGCUGAAAUACAAGAAGAAAUAUCAGAGAGUGAUGAUAAGCUAGUUCACACUCACCAGGCCAUUUCGAUUGCUUUGCGUGGUCUUCAAAGAAACAGGGAGGCAGAGGACAUUACUCCAUAUCAUGUUUUGGCUCGAGGUGAAAAAGCUAUAGCAGCUUACCAUAGAGCUUUAAAGGACGGCGAAAUAAUUGACAGACGUGUCAAAGUUAUGCUGAUUGGCCAGGACCGUGCCGGAAAGACCAGUGUUGGAAAGGCCUUGAAAGGCGAGAAAUUUGACCCUAAAGAAUCAAGUACAGAUGGAGUAGAGAUGCACGAGGUCCUGAAAAAUGUUGGUGUUCUGCCAUGGAAGAGUUCCAUGUUGACAAACAAAUCGACGCCCUACCAGCACAAAUGUGCCGAGUUAAUAAGUAGUGAUUUGUUGACUGGAAAAAAUCAAGAAUCAAUGACUACACCAAAGUCAAGAAAAUUUCCAAACUCGAGCUUAUCUCUUGAACAAGCACAAAAACCUGGCGAUAAAGUUAAGGAUGAUGGUCGAUCUGCUGUAAGUACACGGCCUGACACAGAACCAGAUCUUUCUGUGCACCUCCAGUUUAACUCAGCAUCAGAGCCAGAGGUGUGGAAACACGAGACGUCCUCCGCACCACAGGAAAAGUAUGACGAAGAAAGGCAAAUAGGGCCUUCUCCCAACCAUUCCUCGAGGGAAUUCGAGAGAGAGUCUUGGAAAAAUAUUUCUGGCAUUGUGUACGAACGUCUACAAAGAAAAGAUUCUGUUAGUGAACAAGGAAUUUGGCCGAUUAUUUGGGAUUUUGCGGGUCAGGCUGUUUACCGUGCCAUCCAUCCUAUCUUUAUGUCAUCCCGGGCAAUUUAUCUGUUGAUGGUUGAUCUCUCGAAAACUCCUUUCGCUCCAGCCCAGUGUCAAGUUCAAGAAGAAGGUCACCCAGAGGCUUCUGUUCCCGCUCCCGAUUGUAAUGAUACGAACUUUGAUCAUAUCAUGAGGUGGAUGGACUUGGUACACUCCCUAGGACGCUCAAACAAAUUCCCACCCGUGAUUCUUGUUGGAACACACGUUGACGAAGUAGACAACCCUGAACAGAAACUUCACGAUUUAAAAUGUUUCCUCUACCAUCAUUCGAAAGUUUUCAUCCAACACAUUGCAGCAACCUUGAUUGUUGAUAGCACCAAAGCUGAAAUAGAAGAAGAUACGCGAAUUACCAAACUGCGCGAGGAAGUAGUAAAGAAUGCUGAAGAAUUAGAUCAGACGAAAGAAAAAAUUCCUCUGAAAUGGCUCCAAGUCGAAGACAGAGUAUAUGACGAGGCCGAGAAAGGUGAAAAUUACAAAACAAGGAAAAAGUUUAGGUCGGACAUAGUCGACAAAAUCUGUCAGUUUGAAAUGGAAGACGACUAUGAACACCUUUUGAACUUCCUUCAUGAUCGCGGCACUAUCGUGUACCAUGUCCAGGCCGAGGAUCCCGAUGGGUUGAUUGUGCUUGAUCCACGAUGGCUAAUUGAUGUGCUCUGUAAAAUAGUCUCUGCCAAAACCCACCAGGAUGAAAACAUGUCUAUUUUUGCACUCCGACAAGUUCUUCAAGCAAAAGGUCUUUUUCAUGAAGAACUACUCGACCAUGCGUUUAGCGCCCAGAAACUGUCUGACAUUAAAGAAUCCUUGUUAUUUACGAUGGAAAAGUUUAACCUCCUUUGUAAACUCGACAGCAGAGAUGACAAGCCCGCUUUCUUGGUCCCAUGCAUGUUGACCAAAACGCGAGAAGAAGAUCUGAUUGGUCCAGAAUAUGAAGGAUAUGCUCCUGCGUACAUCACAUUUGACACCAGUUAUGUUCCUGCUGGGCUCUUCUGUAGAAUUCUUGUCCUCCUUGGUAAGUGGGCUGCAGCAAAAACCAGUUGUGACCAGCAACAGUUCUUUUCCAAUGCGGCCCGACUUAUUAUUGGAGAAUGUACCUGUCUGGGGCUUGUGUGCCACAAAAGUGUCAUAAAGGUACACAUUUGGUCGAUGGACUCUUCCAAUCCGGUAAAAAGUAAUCUAACACGUGCACUCUGCGAGGAAGCCUUCAGAUUUCUCGAGAAGACUCUGACGACUCUGAAAAAUGAGUGUCACUGGAUGCACGAAGUUUCCUGGAUGUUCUCUGGUAAAUGUAACCGGUGUCCAGGAAAAGUAAAUCCCGAGACUAAGAAUUGCUUUCGGCAUGAAAAAAGGGGAUGCGACAAUGAUGACUGUGCCCAUUAUGUUGCCCUAAAAUGUCGCCCCUUCUGUUGUGAAAAUGCUAAAGGUCCUGAUCUGCGCCUUCAGCACACUUGGAUACAGGCAUUGUCUUCCAUGGAGAGGAAUAGCGCAUCCACCAACCAAACAAACAUGAGUUCAAGAGAGGUUAAAUGUUUUGGAGACCUAAUCUCCAAGGAGGCAUCUUCUAUCGCAGGUAGACUGGAGCAACCAGCAGUAGAACUGUUGAGGAGCGAACUAAACGAAGAGCCUGGGCCGAGCAACAAGUCCUUAGUAGAAAUUAUGCUACAAAGUACAAACUACCCCAUUCUUAAAUAUACGGAGUUGAUUAACAACAACAGAGAAAGUGUGAUUAAAAUAUUUAGAGAGGCAUUACCUACACAAAAAGGAGUCAUAGGUCCUCUGCUGUCACCCAAUAUGCUUAUCCAAGACAUACCUUACUCAGCUCGAAGAGAACUGACUAAAAAAUUAAACGCGAACGAUAGUUGGAAAGCUUUAGCAGAGAGACUUGGUUUCGACAACACUACCAUCCAAGGGCUCGACAAAAAAAGAGUAGAAAAUCCAGCUGAUGAAGUCUUGAAGUCUUGGGAGGUCAAGCGCCAUAGCACAGUAGGAAGAUUGUAUGAAAUUCUGGUCGAGCUAGAGUGUCCGGUCAUAGCUGAUCGUUUGUAGAGAGCAAAUUUUCCCAGAGGAACUGUUUUUGCAGUAACCGAAACAGGAUGUCUUUCGAUUGUAUGUAGUAGAACUAAAACCUCAGUAAUCACAACGACCAACCAGAACAAUCAAAACUCAAAGAGAAAGUGCCCGAAGCGCUGCAAAACGGGAGUGAAUCUUUCGUAGUUUUUUUUAACUUUUGCAUUUGAUUUGUUGAGACAGCACCGCGAGUUUGUUCUACCAAUGACUUUCCCUUAUUGUAGACGUCCCACUGACACCCGGAAGUCAAAUGUUUCACUUUGCUGGCUCCCACUGUGCUUUCUGUUCUAUCAAGUUUAAAUACAGGUUUUCAUUAAUCAAGUGUGGAGUCAAAGUGCACGAUAGAUAGCUGAGGAAAAAGUGUGGUCGCUAUGCGAACCGCAACAACGUUUUUGCCACUGAUGGCUUUUACUGUCAAGGUGACCUGUAAAAGCUACCGUGUCUGGUUUUUAAACAAAUUAUAUCCCAGGUCGCGGUUUUACAAUUGUGAAGUUGGAUUUUUUUUUUAAGGAAAAUCACGUGAAUAUUAGAAUCUUUCACUCAGGAUGUUUAGGGAAUUAUUUCUUUUUUGUGUGUUUGAAUAGGUUCAGAGCCGAUAAAUUGUAUUGUAACAAAACUGAGUUAAAUAAAGUUAAUUGGAAAAAGUUAAUACUGAUCAAGAAAUACAAAUGGUGCUGUCCUAGAUUACUUGGUUUUAAGGUGAAUUGUAGUGAAAAGCUCUUAAGUUCACCAAAUUAUUAUACAGUGGUGUUGAGCAUAAAAACCCACUCGACCAAUUCAGAUUUCAUACUCUCAGUAGUCAUUGUAAUAUGCUUGAAUCAGCUAAAAGAAAAAUAUGGAGGAAACUCCGUACCAAACUUGGUUGAUCCGUUAGAGAACAAAUCGUGUGUAUCUCUUAGUUCAAAAGUAGUCAUUGGACACUUAUUCGCCUGGGGACUUCUAUACGAACUCCAAUGUGGUGAUGGAGACAUUGUAACUCCAUUUUAUUUACGCAGUUGUGAUGCCUUUAAACUUAGGGUUGUGGGCUAGAGUGACCCAGAUGACGAUGACUUAUGUAAAUAUUUGUCACGUAGAUGGUAGGUUUUUCAGAUUAUGCUAUCUUGGUGUGGAAAUUUUGUCAUUAAUGCACACUCUUAUUUUUUUAGACAUGUUUUGGUUGACAUCAAUUUUUUUAAUGAUUGAAUAUGUGAAAACACUAGAAGUUGUACCUGUAAGACAUUUUAAGAUCUAGGUAGCUUGAAGUUAAACGAUUAAUAAAAAUGAUAAUUC
Molecule: messenger RNA, 7513 nt
Organism: Stylophora pistillata
Lineage: Eukaryota; Metazoa; Cnidaria; Anthozoa; Scleractinia; Pocilloporidae
Biological process (GO): signal transduction
Molecular function (GO): protein binding
Source: RefSeq, a predicted model, not a curated record